This is a messenger RNA of Mytilus californianus (California mussel), 1155 nucleotides long. RefSeq lists its product as uncharacterized. The coding region runs from base 94 to 882 and encodes 262 amino acids. Lineage: Eukaryota; Metazoa; Mollusca; Bivalvia; Mytilida; Mytilidae. The transcript has 8 exons. The record is from RefSeq and is a predicted model, not a curated record.
CACUCUGAUCAGGGUUUUCCAGAAAUGAAUCGAAAGUUAACAAAAUAAAUAUUCGCGGAAAUAUUCUACUUUGUGUUAUUCAAUUAAAUACAGAUGGCGAUUUUUAAAAUGGAUGAAUGGAUAAUUUUGACAACGGAUGGAGAGGCGAGAUUCAAUAUUGAUAGGGAACAUAAUGUCUUGACAAUAAAUAGAAAAAGUAAUCCAUCAUAUGCAAUGAAAUUGAGUGACGCAAAAGACAUUUUCUCAUUUUUAAACAACUAUAUACCUAGGGUUCGAAAAUUGACCUAUGGUAAGAACUCUCUUAAAUAUACAGCUGCUGUUUUAUGGAAUGAUCUACCUGAUGAAUUUAGAGGAAUUGCUAAUUUCAGUCAGCUUCAAAAAUUGUUAAAGUCAUGGAAUGGAAAUGACGACUAUGGCAAAAGUUUGUUUAUAGACAACUCAGCAAACAAUAAUAGAGCCAUGAACUCCGUCAGUCUAAAGCAAGCAGUUAAUCAUGAAAUCGGUAUUAUACGACUUGAUUUUUUGAAAUACCAGAACAGCGUUCAACCAAAGUUUUAUCAUAUCACUGCAACUCUACCUGAUAAGAUCGAAAAAGGAAGAAGUGAUAAUGUCACAAUGGCAGAUGCAAAUUUAUUGGAGUUACCUAGAAAUAAACAUGCAGAUGUAAAUAACAAGGGAUCGUUAUUUCAAAAAAGAAGUAUUAAAGUACCUAUUUUAUCAGAGGAUCAACCACAGAAUUAUGUGAAUAGCAUUGCAGCUGUACUUUAUCAGAAAAUAACAGAAACCAGUACCAUUGUUAUAAUGGCAGAUGCAUAUGGAUUGAAAAUUAGUGGAAUACCACAUGUCUUUUCGAACAACAAGGAAGUAUGUAUUUCGGUAUAAGAUUCCUUUAAAUCAAGAAAACAUUCGCUUGUUGCUUUGAUAGCCUUAAGAGUCGCAUUUAGCCAGAUUAUGUCUUACCGCAGUGUAUUACCAUAACUAUUGCCUAGAAUUAUCCAAAGUAGUUUGAAGCAAGUUUAUAUUAUGUCAGCUGUAUUUGAUCCAUUAUAACGCUGGCGUUGUGAAGUUAGUUUUAAGUAGUUUUUCAGGAUUCAUACAAAUAACAGAUGAAAUAUCUUUUUUUUUCUUGUCCUUAUACAUAACAAGUGAACAAUG